Molecule: messenger RNA, 6658 nt
Organism: Xenopus laevis (African clawed frog)
Lineage: Eukaryota; Metazoa; Chordata; Amphibia; Anura; Pipidae
Gene: map1s.S
Product: microtubule-associated protein 1S
Exons: 7
Coding region: 44-3988 (1314 amino acids)
Source: RefSeq, a predicted model, not a curated record
ACUUCAUUCGCGUGCUGCUUUGCGGAGUGAUGUCACUUGCAAAAUGGCGGCGACUCAGGCGGGUCCCGGUCAUCUGCGGUGCUCCGUUCUGAUAUUGUACGGGGAGAUCCGCCGGGGGCCUGGUCUUGUGCGCAGGGCGGUGAGUGAGCUAAAGAGAGGCUUCUGUUCAUGGGAUAUCGAUCCAUCCUUCUGUAAUCUAGAUGAGCAACUAAAGUUGUUUGUAUCCCGUCACUCUGCCAGUUUCUCCUCAGAUGUGAAAGGGCAGAGAAGUCUUCAUCAUGCAGGGGAUGUUUUAGAGACAAAUGUUCUGAUUAACCCUUCUAAGAAGUCUCUGUGUGAAGAGAUUCAUAAAUUGAUUUGCUGUGAGUCUCAACACAAGUUACUGAUUUUCAUUGGCCCAUUCCUGGAAGGAAAUUGGGAGUUACUCCUCCAAGGUGGUGAAAACUUCUCAGUGAAAGACUUUAUCCAGAUAUUUGCUGACAAGGAGAUUGGAGAGAUUCUGAGCCUGUCUGACCCCUCUACACAUGCCAACCUAACUGUAACCUGCCCCCAAAACUGGGAUGUGUCUCAGCUCGAUAAAGGGAGCCUUCAGGAUUUCAUAGAGAUGAGAUUUAACCCAGCACAGCUGUUGCCAGAGACAGAGGGUUUGCAAGAGCUGGCAGAAUACCUUUCAGAGUCCUUGGAACCUUCCUCUCCAUUUGAGCUGCUUGAGCCUCCCUCUACUGUGGGCUUUCUGAAACUUUUUAAACCAUGCUGCUAUGUAUUCCCUGGAGGCAGAGGAGACUCUGCCUUUUUUGCUGUAAAUGGGUUCAAUAUGCUUAUUAAUGGGGGUUCAGACACUUUAUCUCCUUUUUGGAAACUGGUACGCCAUUUGGACAGAAUAGACUCUAUCCUUCUAACUCAUAUGGGCACAGACAGUCUGCCUGGGGUCAACAGUUUGUUACUGAGAAAGAUAGCUGAGGUUGAAGAGGAUCCUUCUCAAGGUCCACAAGCUAAUGAGGAGUGGUUGAAGAACUUGGUUUCUCCAGAGCUAGGUGUUGUGUUUUUCAACACUGCAGAGAAGUUAAUCAACCAGGAGGAUGAUCCCAGUGUAGUAAGGUGUAAAGAAGAAGCCAUACUCGCUCUUUGUUGUUUGGAAAAACUGGGAAUUCAGCCAGAGCCACUACACCGAGUUAAUGUGCCAUUGGUGGAACCGACAAUCCUAUUCCAAAAGAUGGGAGUGGGACGGCUGGAAAUGUAUAUACUGAAUCCUGUCAAAGGCAGCAAAGAACUGGAAAUUCUGACCAAGCAGUGGACUGGAUCUGAGUCACUGUCGGGCACAGAUUUACCCCUCACUUGUCUAGCAUCUGCCUGUGUCCUUCUAGUUUGGCAUCCAGUCUCUUUCUCUGAGAAGAUUGUACGUGUUCUGUUCCCAGGAUGUACUCCACAGGGCAAAAUUCUGGAGGGGCUUGAGAAAUUAAAGCACUUGGAAUUUUUAAAAGCACCAGUGAUAACUCGUAAAGAUCUGGAGAUAGUUGCUGAAUAUAACCUUUCAGAGCGAAAUAGCACCAAACCCAAACGAACAGAGAGUAAGGAGAGCUUGAGAUCUGGAUCUGGUAGGCAUAGUGCCGAACUUAAGGUGAAACAUGAGAGAAAGGAGACCAAACUAGAAGUGAAGGAAAAAAGUAAGACUCUCACAGACUCCAUUAAAGAUGCAGGCGAUAAAACAAAGGAAGCCAAGAGUAAAGCAGAAGGUAUAACUGAGAAAUCAAAGCCUGAUUCAAAGUUCAAGGCGAGCAAAGAUAAGGUAACCAUUAAGAAAGAUCAACCAAAAGAGGAAAAGAAGCCUCCGGUUAAGAAAGAGGAGACCAUAGCUGACAGUAAAAAGGAGCCCACAAAACUGGAAGCCAGGAAAGGCGUAAGACACUCACUGAAUGUGGGAAAGUUUGAAACUCCAAAGAAGGAUGAUGCCAAGAAAGAGAGCAGAAGUGAUGAUGGGAAGACAGUCAGGGCAAGUGGCAAAGAUCUUAAGAAACCUGCAAUCACACCUGCAGACUUCAAAAGACCCAUGUCCAGAGCUGGCUCCUUAAGAAAGGAAACUAUAGUAACCAAGAAGGAAAAUAGCACCAAUGCUAAGAUUACAGAAAAGGGCAAAGUUAAACCUCAGAAGAAAGAGACUGGAGCAGAAUCUGCAAAACCAUUACUGGUUUAUGCUGAAGAUAUCAACCCUUGUAGUACCUUGGAUAGGAAUCAAGAGAUAGAAAAGAAUUAUGAGAACGGAGUUUGUGACCCCAAAUUAAAUGGAAAUCUCAAAAACAAUGAUCCUGAAGCUGUGUGUGUUGUGAAUGGACUAUGCUCAGUAGAGCCAGAGAGCCCCAAUGGAUUUCGCUAUUUGGAGACAAGUCCUUUUAAAAGUUUAGCCACAAUAUCCCCUCUUGCAAAAACUCCUAAAAAUGAACAGAGUGUCAAUUUUGACUUGACACCCACAGGCUUAGAAAUACAAGAAAAGGGCAAAGUUGCACAGCAUGGAGCAGAUGGGUUGGAGGAUGCCUAUGGUAGCUCUGAAGAGAGAACACUGGAGAUGGCAUCUCCAGCAAGCUCAGGCAAUCACUCCCCAGCAAUUGUUGAUCACAAUGAAGAUCACUCCAUGCCAUCUGGAGAAAGCAAAGGUUUAAACAUGUCAUCCUGGAAGGUACCCCCCAAAUCUUCACAAGAGAAUUCAAACUCCUCUCAGGGUAGGCAGACCAGUUGCUUAUCCUUGAGCCCCUUUCGAGACGAUGUUCCUGAUGUAUCUCCAACUAUAACAACUACCUCUUUGCCUGCUGAGGUGGGCUCACCACACUCUACUGAAGUAGAUGAAUCUUUGUCCAUCUCAUCUUUUGAACAGACCCUACCCCCAGUUAGGGAAUCUCCUAGAAAUGUCUCGCCUGUUGCUCCUGCUCCAAAUAGAGGAGGGUUGACACUUCCUGUACAUCCUACACACUCUGCUGAAUUCGAUGGGCAGUCUGAAAGGUCUGCAUCCCCCCAUGAUGUUGACUUAUGCUUGGUAUCUCCGUGUGAGUUUGAACACCCUAAAUCAGAAGCUGCACUCAGCCCACGUGACAGUGACAGUGAUCCUUCGCAGGAACUUGCCAAACCUACAUGCUUGACUAAAGACACCCAAAAUGGGUCUGAGACACCACCAACUUCAGUCAGUGAGUCUUUGCCAACCAUCUCUGACUCAGGACCAGAUGAAUGCCCUUCUAUAGCUCUGGAUGGAGAGUCAGAUGCAGAGAACACGCCAAAAAGUCUGGACCCCAUCCCAACACCUCUGCAUGACCCCUACCCUGUUCCACCUCACCCAGGCACAUGCAUGGUUGACCCAGAAACUAUCCCUGUAAACCCCAAGGAAAAAAAGCCUCAAACACGGCCCUCAUCCACUAACCUUAAAAAUGAUAGUAGUAAAGUGAGAGGGACACCUGGCAAGCCUCGAACUACUGGAACAAGUAAGGGAGCUGUGGGCAAGAGUGAAACAUCAGACAGGGCACCACACUCUGGGACUCGAUCAAAAUCCUCUCUGAGCAGAAGUUCUGCUAAUGCUUUAAAACCUACACCUGUAGCAAGUCGCACAUUUUCAGCAGCUCAUGGCUUACCACAUCACUCUGGCUCCUCUCCACCAUCUCCUCCAGUGUAUGUUGACCUUGCAUAUCUGCCUGGAGGUCCCGGAGCCCACACCGUGCAGGAGGACUUUUUUAAGCAGGUUCGCUCCUCUUGCUAUGUUAUCAGUGGAGAUGAUCCAGGCAAGGAAGAGGUUACCCGCAGAAUCCUCGAUUCACUGCUAACCGGUAUAAGUCACUGGUCUCAAGAAAUAAAGGUGACCUUGAUACCAACAUAUGAGUCUGCAGUAGUCCAUGAAUGGUAUAAUGAUACUCAUGCUCUCCAGCAGUCAUUGGGAGUAACUGUUUUGGGCAGCACCAGCGGUGUGUCUAUGCAGGGUGAAACCUUUCGUGCCUGCAAAGUGGAAUUCUGAAUUCCUCCAGCAUUCCCAGUCCAUAACUGGACAGUGCACCUUGUGUUUGCUACAGGCCAUUUCAAGUUUUUUUUGGGCUGUGUGUUGAGUGGCACACACUUCACUGGCUGUUGUUGCACAUGCUUUAUAAACAGUAGCUGGCACACUGCAUCAAUCACUAGUUGUAGAAGCCUCCACUCUGCUACUGUACAACCUCACAUAAGACUGUUAUUUUCUCUUCCUUUCUGGGCUGCCACUGUGAUGAUGGUAAAUGUCUUUGAUGAAAAUUUACUCAAUCGCAAAUUGAGCUUCAUCACCAAGGAUGGAAAUUGGUGGCAUGUGAAUGACCGUCAUUUUUUUAUUAACAGCCACGUCACAACAAACGUUUCACAGCAAACGUUCCAUUUCACUUUUUGAUGUUUACAGGUUAUUGUUGUGAUGGAAUUAUUUGCUUAACCAUGUUUACUGCAAGAGCUGCAGUUUAUUUUAGCAGCAAAGACUUAAUUGUGCUCACAGAGGUAACUCCUUGUCCUGUUCCACAUUUAUGAGAGAGGUUGUAGAAACACAAGGACAAAGAUUACCUAUUGUUUCAGUGACCACAAACUCAUCUGUUUUCUUGGAACUUACUCAGAACUCUGCUCUGAAUAACCUAGUGGACUAAAGAUUCAAUGUUUGGAAGCUAUAUGCAUUCCAAGUACAAAAAAUGUGCAUCGUAGGGUUGUCAGAUAUUAUUUUUUUUCUUACAUUCACAACUCAAAGCUGUCCUCGGCUUCUUGGGGAAGUGUGUGUUUUUUUGGUAGGAAAUUCAUUUCCAAAAACAAAAUACUAUAGUUUGGAAGAAAACAUUAGUGGUAAUAAAAAAGGAUGGACAUUUAUUUGAUAAAUCCAGCCAGGUUUUUUUUACAAUUUAAAAUGGACAACGUUAUCGAUUUGCUAUGGGGUUUGAAAGCACAUGCACAAUGUGAAUACAGCAUGAAAUCUUUUUCUUGUCUGCUUUUGCUUUCCCAGCACUGCAUGUUCUUCAGUUUAUGGCUGGCAUCCUUGACCAAAUUCAUAUCGAUCAUGAACCAUAUUGGCUCAGAUUAAAAAUUUAAUUAAAGCUCUCCUUUAUCUUUGAUGAUAAAAAGAUUAACUACCCAUAGACCCAAAGUAUUUUUACGGUUUAAUAUUAGCAGGCCAUCUUUUACAUUUAUUAUGUACUGUGCUACACAAUUCACUUGAAGGAAAAAAACGGUCCAUUGUUUCCAUAGCCCUGGUUUUUGUUUGUUAUUUAUUUUUAUACAUGUAUUCUUGAAACUUCAUAUCUGUCCAGUACUACCCCUGUAUUUAAUAUAUAUAUUCUUUUCAUGGUGCAGAAUAAAAUAUACAUAUUGAGAAAUGUUUCUCACGUAAACAAUAAUAUUUUGUUUCCAGAGCUCCCCAUAAUUUAAGGGUAUAAUUUUUUUUUUCAAUUAAGUAGUAUUGAAUGAUAAUGGAUUUUCUCUGGUUGUAUUGAAGUCUAGGAUUUGCCAAAUUAGAGCCAGCCAGGUCAAAUUUAUGUAAAUAAGUCCAAGUUAGAGCAGCUAAAUAACACUCCAUAUCAACUUUAAAAGGCACUUGUUCAUGGAUGUGUGUGCCUUGACCAUUAUUAUAAAGAAAGAUGGGGACCAAUGUUUACAUAUUUUUGGUAUUCUAGGGAUGCACCGAAUCCAGGAUUCAGCCUUUGUAGGCAGGAUUCGGAUUCAGCCGAAUCCCUAUCAGAUUAACUGUGUAUAUUGGGUAUGGGUUUGUCAUUACAGGGUCUACAUCCAAUUGCUGUAAGCAGUUAACAAUUGUCCUUCAAACAAUAGGUCUUAUUGUUUUAAAAUCAAUGAAAUUAAGGGCCAAAAACAGUUUUUUUGCAGAAUUAUCUUCAUUCUGUUCCAAUUGUCUAUCCCUAUUCUGUCCCUUAACCAGAUUUGUCCAAAUUAUAUUUCAUUCACUUGCUCUUCCCACGGGUUGAAUAUCCAUGCAAGAAUUCAGGUUUUUGUAAGCUCAAAAUGAGAUGUGGUUCAAUGUCGUUUGGUUUAGACUUGCAUUGUCUGCCAGUUAACCAGUACAUGUAUGGGAUCCUUUAUCCAGAAACUUGUUAUCCAGAAAGCUCUGAAUUAUUUCCUUUUUGUCUGUAGUAAUAAAAUAGUAUCCUGUAUUUGAUCUGUACUUAGAUAGAAUUCAUCCUUGUUGGAAGCAAAACCAGACUAUUGGGUUUAUUAAAUGUUUCCAUGAAUUUCUAGCAAACUUUAGGUAUAAAGAUCCAAAUUAAGGAAAGAUCCAUUAUCCAGGUCCCGGGCAUUCUGGAUAAUAGGUCCCAUACCUUUAUUAUGAUCAGCAAUGUAUCUAUCAUGUCUAAACAUUAAACAGCUUUGCAGGUAAUGUGAAUGCUUUUCUACUUCCUAUCCAUUUAUCCAUCUGUAGAAAUAUGUGGAGACUGGGAGGGGAGGUUAUUUGCAACAGGCCUCCCAAUGCAUUUUACAACAGUGCCCAUAAUAUUGUUUGGCUGGUUGUUCUGUGUGUCACACUAGAUAAGAUUGAGCCCCACCUGCCAGGGAAGCCCUCUGGGUGGUGAAAUGUUUUUUCCCAUAUAGAUCGGACAUCUUUUUGCAAAAAUGUUAUAUGGGAUCCUUACUGUGAAUUCACUUGGAUUUUGGACAAGUAAAUUAAAAAAAUAUAUUA